This is a messenger RNA of Patella vulgata (common limpet), 9267 nucleotides long. RefSeq lists its product as uncharacterized. The transcript is spliced from 20 exons. Gene Ontology annotation, molecular function: protein serine/threonine phosphatase activity; calcium ion binding. NCBI's taxonomy places the organism in Eukaryota, Metazoa, Mollusca, Gastropoda, Patellidae. Bases 51 to 2450 code for a protein of 799 amino acids. The record is from RefSeq and is a predicted model, not a curated record. Gene Ontology annotation, cellular component: nucleus; cytoplasm.
UUUUAGAAAAUGGUGGCCGGAAUUUCGGAAUUUGAAAGAUUUUUCCAAAAAUGACUUCUCAAGCGCCUGAAUACGUCAGUUUGCUCAUUCCUAAGGCGAAUGAGAACAAAUUUAUGCUUGUUAAUGCAGAUGCAAAAGGUCUUUGGCUCCCAGUUGCUCAGAGAAAAGAAAAUGAAACCCUGAAAUUUGCGGCCUUGAAAUUGGCUGAAGAGUGUACAGGAGUUAAAGAUGUCGUUUUAAAGGGAGUAAUGAAAACACAUUUUACAAGAAUUCCCAACUCUCCGUCAAUCAUCAUAGCAACAUUUUUAACAGCACCUGUAGAAAACUGUAUUAAGUAUGGUGGUGUGUGGAUGAGUGAACAAGAUGUCGAAAAUCAUCUCGAUCCUAAUAAUCUACCCUGUUUACUUGGAACAGAACCUUUAAAAUUUAUACAGCAAUAUAAAGAUGGUUCAGGAUCGGGUUUAUGGGCUGCGUUAAGUGAAACAUGUGUUGAAUAUGUUGAUAUCUCGACAACAGAAACAUCUCAGAUCUCGUCACACGAAGCUUUGAUUAAAUCGUCUAAACUUGAUAAAAGAGAACAAGGGUUAUUAUUUCGAGAAUUUAUGGAUUGGACGUUUCCAUCACAGGUAAUGAGUCUACCUGUGUUUAAAAGAUAUUUGGUUGCUAAAGGUGCCAAGUUAGAAGAAACUGAGGACAUAUUCAGGGCAUUUGAUUUACACAAGAGAAAAUUUUUAACAUUUAAAGAAGUAUUAUUAGGUUUAGCGGCCAUGGAACCGUCAACCCAACAUGGUGGUAUGCCCGCUGAGAUGAGGUGUAGAUAUAUAUUCAAAUAUUACGAUAAAAAUCUUGAUAAUUUUCUACAGUAUGAAGAGUUUAGGAAAUUAGUAAAAGAUAUCCGUCAAUCGAAGAAUUUACCUCUAACUGAUGACGCUGUCAACGAAGAUGCUAUUGCAUCUGCUCAAAUAUUUGGUGAGAAUGUUAAAGAUCGACUUCCAUUACCAGAUUUUUUAACUGCUGUUGGUCAACUCAAGUUCCGUGGUACAUCUGUUUUAUUUCGACUACCUUAUUCCUGUAUAGAAAAUAUACCUGUAGAACAAUCCGAUAGUAAUAAUAGUAUAAAUAAUCAUACAGACGAUGAACCUCCAACAAAACGAAGUCGACCUAAAUUAAUAGAAUCAAAGAAGAAUCUAACGGACACUGAUGAGAAUCUGUCUGUAUUUAAACAUCCGGCGGUGCCACGCCCAUCUCAUACUGCUAAACAUAAUGCACUACCCAAAUAUGAACUGGCUACACAUACUGUUAAAGUUAGACGAACUGGUACCUUAGCUGAUAUAAUGGCUAUCUGGGAUCUUCAAGGGACGUCUGCUAUAAGUGGAAGCGCUGAUCAUCAUUUAGAGGGAGAUAUAUCCCGAUUUCAACGUAUGCCUUCAAUAGACUCUUUUAACCAGAGAUCUCAGCCUAAUGAAAUGUUAACGGGUUUACGAUAUUUUGAAAGAAAUUUAAAAGGAGAUAAUUCCUCGUUGCCAAAGGAACAAUUUACCUGGGGUCAGGUGGACAUGACAGCUCUGGCCAAAUGUUUACUGACUUUAUGUCGACAAGCUAAAGAUCUGCUCAUGGAAGAACCUAGAUUACUGAAAUUACAGGCACCAACUUACAUUCUCGGUGAUAUCCAUGGUAAUUUUCGUGAUUUGGUGAGUUUUGAGAAAGCCUUAUGGAGAAUGGGUCCGUUAUUAACACCAGCAUCGUUCCUGUUUCUGGGGGAUUACGUUGAUCGUGGGGAUCACGGUGUAGAGGUUGUUGCCUAUCUUCUUGCUCAAAAACUUCUCGCACCUGGUAAAUUUUUCUUAUUACGAGGAAAUCAUGAAUUACGAAAUGUUCAGGAGAUGUUUCAUUUUAAAAGUGAAUGCCUGACUAAAUUUGGUGAAUCAGUUGGUCUACAGAUCUGGGAAUCAAUCAACGAUUGUUUCGAUGCCAUGCCAAUAGCUGCAACAGUUGAUGAUAGGGUAUUUUGUGUUCAUGGGGGUAUUCCUAGUACCAUGAAUCAUGGUGGAUAUAUCGAGGCUAUCAAUAAAGUUCCUGUACCAUUACCUGAUCCAGAAAAACAAAGUUCCAUGGCCUGGGAAAUAUUGUGGAGUGAUCCAGUUAGCCUAGAUCUGAUGACACCCGAGGUAGUAGAUGAUUUACGAGAGAAUCAGGGCUUUGUUUUCAACACGAGGCGAGGAACAGCUAAUUUUUUUAGUUGUGAAGCUUUAUUUGAGUUUUUAGAGAGAAAUGGUUUAUCACACGUCAUCAGAGCACAUGAAGUGCAAGAGGCAGGAUUUCAGGUUCAACAACAAGGUAAAUUACUGACGGUUUUCUCAUCGUCUAAAUAUUGUGGUGGUUGUAACGAGGCUGCGUGUGUUCUAGCAGAUAAUUUUAAACUUCGUAUGAUCCGUAUUGACACUUCAUGAACAUAGUCAAUAUACCAGACCAUACGCAAACUUUUAUACAUCAUUUCAAAUUCAUAGAAGAACGAAGAUCAAGAUGGUAGAAGACAAAGUAUAUCUACUUUAUAGUAAAAAUUAUAUAAAAAUCUAUAGUGCUAUAAUACACGUCACAUAUGGACAUACUCUACGUUUUAUGAUAUUAUUAUUAAAAAGAAAAACUGAAAGAUGUUUUAGAUAAAAAAAACAACAACCAAAUUAUCAUUUUCAAAAUAAGCUGUUAGAAUGAGACAGACAUGAUUUAUAUUAAUAUAUGACACAGUCAUAUGGAAUAUCUUGAUAAAGAUGUCCCCGGAAAUAUAUGACACAGUCGUAUGGAAUAUCUUGAUAAAGAUGUCCCCAGAAAUAAACAUGUAAAUAACUUACAUUCCAUAUAACUGGGUCAUGUGUUAUUUAGUUAUUAAAUGUCACUUAAUGAUAUAUAAAAAUAACUAUAAACUCUGUCAUUUAAUCUAUUCCAAACUAAAAUAUAGUAAAAAUUGAAUCAUUAAUAGGAAUAUCAGUCUAAUAAUGGUUCAUUUACAUUCUGUAUUGGGGGGGUUGGAUGGCCCAAUGGUUAGCACGUGUGCUGUAUCAUACGGUCUGUUAUUAAGUCAACUGGCGGGGUUUCGAUUCCCUGGUUGUACGUGACAAGGAGUAGGGUCGCCUGUCCAACCUCGUGGGUUUCCUCCCCCUGCUAAAGACCCCUACGCGCAAGCGAAUUAUUGAAAUAAAAAAUUGAACCAUGUGUUAGUCCCGAAAUGACCUAGUUUGUGUCGAGUGGACGUUAAACCCCAUUUCUCUCUCUCUCUCUCCAUUCUGUAUUUACAAAGAUCCUAUGAUGAAUUGAAAAUUUCACACUAUUUCGUAUCCUCCGCAGAAUUUAAAUAAGCCAGUGACACCUAUAAAUGUUGAUCACCAUAUCUUUAUGGUCCUCUGUUUAAUCGCACAAAUUCCAACGGUUGUUUUCUUAAUGAAAUAAUUCGAGUAAAUUUUAGUAUUGAUUAAUCAAAGUAAAAUUAUAUAUUGUUCGAAAAAAUUCAAACAACAUAUGGAAUACCAUAUCCCCGCAAAUUCUCGAAACAAUUUGAUACAUUAUAAUAAUUUAUUAUACAACGACAUGAUCUUCAGUUUUCUGUUAGAAAAGUUGACUUAGUUGUUUUGAGUUUUUUCUCAGAAACACAGGUUUUAAGACAAUUAAAAGUAAACCUGUUUGAUUUCAGUUAAACUAAAUAAAUCUAAUCUGAUGUUCCAUUUCAAUUAGUGAAAUGAAAUGGGGUUUAACAUCCUACUUUUCUGCUCCGACUGGGCUAAUAAUGAAGACGAUAUAAGAGUAGGCUGUAGUGCCGCUGCCAGGGCAAAAUGUCUCUCGUAGCACACUAUGGCGUAUGCCCAUCUUCAUUAGCCCAGUUUGGAGUAGGACGUUAAACCACAUUUAAUUUCACCGAGAUGAGAGGUGUAGGUUUAUUAUUGUGUGAGAUGUUUUGGUUUUAUUAAGAGAGAAUAUAUUAUAGAAAUAGAGUAUUUUUUAUUUUGUUAUAGAAUUUUGUUUUGUUUUGAAGAGAUAUUAUUUGUUAUAUGAUAGAAUUAUUGUUAGACCAGUAUUAUUAUUUAUCAUCUAUAUCACAGCCAUCUUCACAAUAUGUUAUACUAUCAUUACACAGUUGACUUUAGCUUUUUGGGGGUAAAAUGUUAUACUACCAUUACAGAGUUGACUGUGUUUGUCAACUACAGCUUUUUCGGGGUAAAAAUGUUUUAAGAUAUAAAAUUUGGUAAGUAAAAAUUGACGUUUUGGGUGUAAAAAAGUUUAAGAUAUAAAAUUUGUGAAGAAAACAUUGACGUUUUUGGGGGUAAAAAGUCUUAAGAUAUAAAUUUGUUAAGAAAACCCAAACAAAUUUGUAGAUGAUAUAAGAGAAUGUUUGGUUGCCUGGAUUCUCUUCCGUGCGGAAUAGUUUUACAAAUCUUGUCGAACACUCGCAUGCUGUUUUGUUUGACUGGUGAACAACAGGUAUUUUUUUAAUCCCAAGAAUUCACACCACCAGACCGAUUCAAAAAUUUAUUUAUCUUGAGUCGAAUUUUAAAAUCUUGAAAAGAUUAAUAAAAGAUAACCUCAUACUGGAAUACCAGUCAUACCUGCCUGAACUUCAGACAGAUCCACCAAUUUCUGUAUCUCGAGUCAUAUUUUAAGAUGUUUAGAAGUCUAAAAGAAAGGACGUAUAUCGUCUUUGAUUGGCAUUCAGUAAUUAAACAUAUUAAUACACGGUACAAUUUUAUGGAUACACAAUUACUGAGUUUAUUACUAAGCGACGUUUCGACGAGGAUACUCACAUCUUUAUCAAGUAAAUGAUACAGGUAUGUGAAUAGUAGGCAAGUAUAUACAGAAUAUGCAACAAAAUAAAAAUCAAAUACAAUUAAAACUUAACACUUAGUAUUAAACUCAGUAAUUGUGUAUCCAUAAAACUCUGUGUUAAAAGAAAGGAGUGUUAAUCUGGAAUAGCAAUGAAAUCGAUCUGAAGUUGUUGAAGUCGGUAAGAACAUACUGUAUAGAUCGUGUUUAAUAAAAAAUGGUGCUGUUUAAAAUAAAGCUCAAUGGAUAUAAAACUGCUGAUACUGUAGAAUGUAGAAUAGUAGAAUUGAUAUAAAUAGUUUUAUAUCCGAUAUUUUGUAAGGCCAGUUAUAUGAAGUUAAUGAGGGUGUACCUACCAUAUACAUAUAUCAAUAUUACAUAUUAAAGGAAAUGGUCCACCUAUUCCAACAAUAAAAAAAAAUGAAGACAAGCUUCUUGAUUUUACUAUUAAACAUGUUUUAUAGGCAGCCCCAUUCAAACUGGGCCGUAAAAACCAAGGUCCUGUGUACAUAUUGGAAUUCGAUAUAAGAGUAGGCCAUAGUGCCGCUGUCCGGACAACAUAUUCCACAUAGCACACUGUAUGGCGUAUGCCCAUCUUCAUUAGCCCAGUCGGAGUAGGACGCUAAACCCUAUUUCAUUUCAAACUUCAUUUAAACUUUCUGGUCACAAGUAGUAAUACGAGAUUUUUAUAUUUCUCGAACACACAUAAUAAAAGAACUGGGGAACCUGUAAAUUUAAAAGUUAAAUCUAGUAGCUGUCAUUAUUAGAAUAUGUGGACGAGUUGUUUCGAUCACUUCCACAACACAGUUGUAUUUAAAUCUGUAUAUAUUCUAGGUAAUUACAACUCCAGUAGUUAAAGAAGCAUUAUGAAAGAUUUAGAUCAAGAGCUGACAAUUCACGCUAUAAUAGUUACAAAAUAGAUAAUGAAAGCACAAUAUAUGUUGAAAAUUUCAGUCAAAUUACUUCAGAGCUAAUUGAAGUAUAGCGCAGUCUCAAUUGUCAUGGCUACCGUUAGAUAAUAAACAAAGUCUUGAUUAUCCAUUUUUAAAUUAAAUUAUUAAAUUGUCUUUUUGUUUCAAUCCGUUCAAAAUCACAUCAGAUGACAUCAAGAGUUGAUUAUAGUCUGGAUAAAUUAAUUAAUGUCUUAUUAAUAAUUUAUAUAAUAUUUGAGGCCUAAAGAAAGACCUGCAAUAGACAGACGUAGCUCAUUCAUAAUGCAGCUUUAAAUCUAUGUGUAUAUAUAUAUAACACGUUUAUCGUUAUUGAACAAAAAUUGAACAAUCUUUUAUAUUUUUGUAAAUAAUUUUUUUUUUUGAACAAAUCUACUUAAUAGACAUUAAAAGUCUUUAUUCUCUCGACGUAAAAUGUAAACCAGGGCAAAUUGUUAAUCUAAUUUUUCUUCUACAAAAUGUGAUUUGUUAUUGUAUAUAUGGGCUGAGCAGGCUGUAGCCCAGGGAAACAUACUUUAGGCCUGCUUUCCAUGUAUGCAUACUCCAAGCAAUUGCGCUCGCGUUUUCACACGCAUACAUUGUAUCACCAAUUUGUGUACAGCUUGCACGAACACUUGACAUGCUUGGGGGUUGGAUGACUGAAUGGUUAGCACGUGCGCGCUGUAUCAUAAGGUCUGUCAUUGAGUUAACUGGCGUGGUUUCGAAUCCCCAGUUGUAGGUGACAAGGAGUACGUGACAAGUGGGUUUUUUGCGGGUCCUCCGGUUUCCUCCCACUGCUAAAGACCCCUACGCUCAAGCGACUUAUCGAAAUAAAAUGACCUAGUUUGAGUCGAGUGGAUGUUAAACCCCAUUUCUCUUUCUCUCUCUCUCCCCUCCCUCUCUCUCUCCCUCUCUCUCUCUCUCUCUCUCUCUCUCUCUUGGCAUGCUUCUUCCUUGUACAAUCCUACAUCAGUUGAAGGGAGGGCUUUAGAUCUUAAAGUCUGUCAUUGAGUCAUGUGGUGUGGUUUGGAUUUCCCGCAUGUAAGUGACAAGGAAUAGGGUAGGCUCUCCAUCUUCGUGGGUUUGCUGUGGGUCGUCCGUGUCCUCCCUCUCCUUGUGGGUUUGCUGUUGGUCAUUAUUCUUGUAUAAUAUCCAUUGUUUGUCUGUCUAUAACGUCACAGGUGGCAGAAUGGUUAGCACGUGCCAUUGUAUUAUAAGGUCUGUCAUUGUGGUUUAGAUUCCCUGGUUGUAGGUGACAAGGAAUAGCGUCGUUGUGGUCUGUUGAGUCGUGGUCUGUUGAAACUCGUGGGUUGUCUCUGGGUCCUCUGGUUUCCUCCCACUGCUAAUUACCCCUACGCGCAAGCAAUUUAUUGAAAUAAAAUUGAACCAUAUGUUAGUCCCGAAAUGACCUUGAUUGUGUCAAGCGGAGUUAAACUCCCAUCUCUCUCUCUCUCUCACAUAUACCAACCAUGUCUUAUCUCUAUACAAAGACUUCUUGAUGUUUUUUUUUUUUUAUAAAUUAAUACAAUAUUGCUUCUUUAAGAACAAAUUCUCUCUUAUUUGAUUUGAUCAAGUUUGUAUUUUAUCUCCAAGAGAAACUGUAUUGUUUAUAAAUAUGUACAUUGAUGUACAUAUAUUAUAUAGAAAGAAAUCCCUUUUCUCACAGACUUUAACAUUCAUUUAAUUUGUGAGGAAAAUAAUGGAUUGGGCUGACUGGGAUAUGAUUAGCAUAGAGUAAUAUAUCUAGUGAGUCUAAGUAUUUGCAUCACAUUUGUCAAUAUCUGUCAUUUUUGUUCAUUCCAUUAUUUUUUACCCGUUUUUCAAAUUUCAUGUAUUUUUCAAGUUUAUCAUAUUGUAUAUGUUGCUAUUUCUGUUUUUCAUCUCCAUUCAAUUAAAAUGUAAAUCACCAGCGUUACAGUUAAUUAUUAUUAUUACCAUAGAUUUAUAUAGCGCCCUUUUCAUAAAAAUGUUCAAGGGCGCUUUACAAUAAAAUGAUUAUUAGUAUAAAUACAUAAAUAUGUAAUGUAAAAUGUAACUGUACAUCGAACAUAAAUUAGAAAACAUUAAAAUAAAGAUAAGCCUAGGCCUAGAAGAAGUCUAAAUAAAUAUGAUAUAGAUAUAAAACAAUUAUUUAAAAGCAAUCUAUACUAAUAUUUGUGACUGUGGUUUGUCUGUCUGUUCGGGGUUGGCUGCUACACUAGGUCUGCCCCGAGUCUGAAAUUCGGGGUAUAGGGGUAGCUCGGACCGGGGAGUAACAUAGGCCAGGUGGCGUUAGUCUACCACUUCCGGUUUUGGGGUUAUGACCCCCGAGCGAAGCCGGGCAUUCUUCUAGUAUUAAAUAAAUAUGUCUUCAAGCGUGUUUUAAAAAUAGAUAAUGAAGCGCUGCUUCUGAUAAAAUAAUGGAUCUUAUUCCACAGCUUAGGAGAAGCCACUGAGAAAGCCUUUUCUCCGUAUGACAAUAAACUUAGUGAAUGAGAUCCAUAAAGUUAUCUGUAUUCUAAAGAUGUUUCCAAUAUUUAUGUAAAUUAUUUUACUUUUUAAACAGAAUAUGGUACAUUACAAUGUUGAUAGUAAUGAAACCUUAAAGAUGGGUUCCCCCUACAAACUGGGUGAUUUAAUGGUAUAUAUGGACUAAAAACAUAUUCAAACUAAUUAAUUUGUCAUAAGUUUGCUUCAAAUCCUUCUCAAACAUUGUAAUUGCGAAAGAAUAUCCUGCUAUAAAAAUUUGAUCAAACCAUGUCAUGUUUACGUCACGUGACUUACCUUUCUUGGAAGCCAGAGGAGAAUUCAUUGCAUACAUCAGACGAUGUUGUCUAUAAUCGCUUACUAUUUAUUACAAAUAUCGAAUCCUAAUUAAAUUCUCGGUUUAUCUACUACCCGCGUCUUUUUCCGUCAUUUUUAUCUCAGAAAGUGUUGUACAUCUAACUCUUGAUAAAGUUUAUCAACUUGUACAUCAAGCAUUCAAUGUUCGCGUGUGACCUUUGACAUCACGUGUGCAGAAAUUCCUAAUCGUCGGGCUGUUGAUUAGGGGAACCCUUACAUUUUUGUCCUGUAUAUGCUCCAUGAGUGUUUUUCGCGGGAAUCCAGUAUUUUUCUAGUAAGAUUGGAUAUCUCUACUUUCCAUAUAUACCAAAAUUACCAUACUUUUAUUGGAAAUAACCACCUGAUAAAUACUUUACUGGGAAAUCAUCGUUAAAUACCAAAGUCACGUUUUAACUCAGUCCCUGUUUUGGCUCUGUAACUUAUUCACAUUUAUCUCUACUGAUUAAAAUCCAUGAUGCAUGUGGUAUUUGUUAAAACUGAACAAUGUUAUGAUUCAUUACUAAAGUUACCUUUAGAGUACAAGUAUUAAGGGCCCUGUUCCCCAGUAUCAUAUUGGGUAGUUACCUCCCUUUAAUUAAAUAUUUAAGUCGAUGUUACCAUAUUUUACACACGCCAUGUUUCAUUGUAAAUGUUUUCUUCAUGAACACAAUUCUUCAGUUUUUUUUUAAAUUGAAUUUCUAUGUAAAUAAAAUGAUUCAAUCUCAAA